AGCAAGCUUCACUGGCAAAAGUCCGCCAUUCUUUCAAAGCGCACACGAGUAAAUUAUCGCGUGUUUAGUGGAAAAAAUCAAUUAAUUGUCUUAUCAAAUUUAAAACUACAUCGAAAGUACCGGAAUAUAAUUUAAGAAUGUCUCGCAAUGAAACUCGCAUCUAUGUUGGAAAUUUACCCCCUGAUAUUCGUACAAAGGAUAUACAAGAUUUAUUUCAUAAAUUUGGUAAAGUUUCCUUUGUGGACUUGAAAAAUAGGCGUGGUCCGCCAUUUGCUUUUGUAGAAUUCGAAGAUGCCAGAGAUGCAGAGGAUGCCGUAAAGGCACGCGAUGGCUAUGACUAUGAUGGUUAUCGAUUGCGUGUAGAAUUUCCACGCGGCGGUGGACCGGGUAGUUUUCGCGGUAAUCGGAACGACCGUAAUCGCAACGAUGGGGGCCGGGGUGGAGGAGGCGGCGGUGGACGUGGUCCACCUACCAAGCGUUCACAAUACCGUGUUUUGGUUACAGGUUUGCCGUCGUCAGGCUCUUGGCAAGAUUUGAAAGAUCACAUGCGAGAAGCAGGAGAUGUGUGUUUUGCUGACGCCUACAAAGACGGUACUGGCGUGGUUGAGUUUUUGAGGAAUGAAGACAUGAAAUAUGCUAUCAAGAAAUUGGACGACUCACGAUUCAGAUCUCAUGAGGGGGAGGUAUCGUACAUACGCGUUCGUGAAGAUUCUGGUGAAGGAGAUCGUGGCGGUCGUGACCACCGUGGAGACAGAUCCCGCUCAUUUUCUCCAAGACCACGACGCCGUGGGUCUCCCACGUAUUCCCCUGUUCGACGUUCAUAUUCCAGAUCAAGAUCACGUUCUCGUUCAAAUUUUUAAAGCCUGAAAAGACAAGAACCACUAAACAAAGUAGAGAAGUAAAAAAUCAGCAAGUAAAUUUUGUACGGACGAUAAUUCGUUUGAGAUAAAUCCAGCAUAUUUACGAAAAUGAUACAGCACAUAUAUAAUUUACUUUGGAAUUCAACGUACAUAUUUUAAGGCAAGCAUGACUUGAUCGAAAACAUUCUACAUAUUUGAAAUAUUUGAAACAUUAGGUAUAACUUUUUAACACUUUUUAAUUACGAGUUGUUUAAAAAAAGCAUUUAAUUUGAAAGUAUGAUUCCACUAUUUGGGAAAGUAUUUGCAGCUCCAGUAAAACCUUAAUUGCAUAUACUUUUAUUAAAAGCUAUAAAAUGAUUAUAAAAAAAACUUAUCAGGUGCAAAAGGCUGACAUUUUGAAUACACUUACACUAACAAAAGUAAAUUUAUCUUAAUCUACAUGCAUAUAAACAUAAUACAUUUAAAUAAACAAUAUUCCUAUGUACUAAUUAAUUAAUAUGAAUUUCUUCUCUCCGCUCUAUUCACGAUUAAUGGAAUGGAUGGAUUGGAUUGGAGUAUGGGAAAAUUGAGGAUUAAGGAAAUGGAUUAAUUCGGGAUUUAAUGGAUUUUUGGAUUAAAAAAUGGAUAAUUAUAAAUGGAUUUCAGGAAUUUUUAAAAAAGGAAUAGUUAAAGUUGCAUACAAUAAAGGACGGAUAUAAUGGAUAGGACAAGAUUUACAAGAUAUAAACAAAAAAAUACUAGGAGGACAGGGAUUUUAGUUUUAAACAUGAAAUUUGCCACCGUCCACACCGAGCAGCAAAACGGAAUUAAACUUGAUUGACAUCGAUUAUCUUUCUAUUUGUUUAAUAUAUUAAAGUAGACUGGGUGUGAAAGAAGCAUUUGGAUUAGGAAAACAGUGGAGCAACGAGGGAGGAUUUUUAGAUUAAUUCGGCUAUUGGUGGAAAGUUCUGUUGCCCUUAAAUAUGAAGUCUGUCAACUCGAACGUCAAUGUUUUUUGGAGGAAAUUUCUAUUUUCUAAAUCAUUACAUCGCAGAUAGGAAUUUCGGAUUAGCAUCUUACCGUAUUGUAAGUUUUACUACCAAAUGUCGACCCGCCGCAAUAGAUUUUGGAUGGCUUAACUGCGUUCAAUACAUAUGUACAUGCAUACGGUAAACGUCUUUUAAAAUUUUCGGAUGUUAUAUGUAUAUUUUUACAUCGACCCUCAGGACUGAAACGGAUUGUUUUGUGGAAACUCAUAAUUCACAACGAUUUUUGAGAAUAUAACAUCUUGCUUUUGUCUGCAUUAGGAUUUGGACUGAUUCGGUAAAUAUGGCCAUUUAAAUAAAGAAUCCUUAUUUUUUCUCCUUAAAAAAAUCGUUUUAUAAUUGAAUUUAACUAAAAGCUUUCUACACAUCCCGAAAAAUUCUUACAUUAAAGGGGUGAUUGUUUAUUGGAAGAACAUCUAAUAAAGAAUUUACUUCCAUCUAAAAGUUCUUUCAUUUUUAUUUUAAUUUUAUGUCAGAAGCUUAUAUACACAUUAUUCUCUUCUAUUAUGGUCGCCAACAUUAACAAGAAUAAUAUUGAUGUUGACCAAUUGGUAUCGACAUUGCCAGAUGGCUCCAUAUUAAAUCUAAAUCUACUCAUGGGAAAUAAUCAAACCUGUCAUAAAGGAGUAUAUAGCGACACAAUGCGCUGUAUGCACAAAAACUAAGCAAUUGCUUUUUCUUAAAAUUUCAUACCUUUCACUUAAAUUUAUUUGAACAAAUCGAUUGAAAGGUUUGAAAUUUUAAGAAAAAGUAUUUGCUUAGUUUUCAUGCGUAUGACCCAAUAUAAUGGGUAUGAAAUAUCCGUCAAAUC
Rhagoletis zephyria (snowberry fruit fly) is the source of this 2696-nucleotide messenger RNA. Its product is annotated as serine/arginine-rich splicing factor 1A-like. Gene Ontology annotation, molecular function: mRNA binding. Lineage: Eukaryota; Metazoa; Arthropoda; Insecta; Diptera; Tephritidae. Gene Ontology annotation, cellular component: cytoplasm; nucleus. The record is from RefSeq and is a predicted model, not a curated record.